AUGGCUUGGUUCUCAGCAUCAGCUUCUGCCUCAGAAGCAUCUUCAGCAAACACAGGAGAAGGGAUUUCAGAAUCAGAAUUCUCAAGAGCCAGAAGAAUUUCAGCUAAAUUCUUUGGAGGUGAAGGAGCAACAGCUAUUGCAGUCGCUGAAGCGGCUAUCGGACUGGCUAUUGUUUCCUCAAUUGCUCGAUGUACUCAAUGUGUCCGAGCCUGUCCCACAGAUGUAUUAGAAAUGAUACCUUGGGAUGGAUGUAAAGCUAAGCAAAUAGCUUUUGCCCCAAGAACAGAGGACUGUGUUGGUUGUAAGAGGUGUGAGUCCGCUUGUCCGACAGAUUUCCUAAGUGUUCGAGUUUAUUUAUGGCAUGAAACAACUCGAACGCGGGUUUUUCUGGCCCAAGUGUAUCUUAUUUUUAUCACGAAUUAUUUUCCUUGGUUAACAAUAGUUGUUGUUUUUCCAAUAGCCGCAGGUUCCUUCAUUUUCUUAUUUCCUCAUAGGGGAAAUAAGGUAAUUAGGUGGUAUAGCAUUUGUAUAUGCUUAAUCGAUCUCCUUCUAACAACCUAUACAUUUUGUUAUCAUUUCCAAUUGGAUGAUCCACUAAUUCAACUUCCGGAGAAUUCUAAAUGGAUCAAUUUUUUUGAUUUUUACUGGAGAUUAGGAAUAGAUGGACUCUCUAUAGGACCUAUUUUACUCACGGGAUUUAUAACUACUAUAGCCACUUUAGCGGCUCAGCCGGUUACUCGAGAAUACCGAUUAUUCUAUUUCCUGAUGUUAGCAAUGUAUAGCGGUCAAAUAGGACCAUUUUCUUCUCGAGACAUUUUACUUUUUUUCAUCAUGUGGGAAUUGGAAUUAAUUCCCGUUUAUCUACUUUUAUCCAUGUGGGGGGGAAAGAAACGUUUGUAUUCAGCUACAAAGUUUAUUUUGUACACUGCAGGAGCUUCUGUUUUUUUAUUAAUGGGAAUUCUGGGUAUCGGUUUAUAUGGCUCUAAUGAACCAACAUUAAAUUUUGAAACAUUAAUUAAUCAAUCGUAUCCCGUGGCACUAGAAAUAAUAUUCUAUAUGGCCUUUCUUAUUGCUUUUGCUGUCAAAUCGCCGAUUAUACCCUUACAUACAUGGUUACCAGAUACCCACGGAGAGGCACAUUACAGCACUUGUAUGCUUUUAGCCGGAAUCUUAUUAAAAAUGGGAGCGUAUGGGUUGGUUCGAAUUAAUAUGGAAUUUUUUUCCCACGCUAAUUCCAUAUUUUGCCCCUGGUUAAUGAUAUUAGGUUCUAUUCAAAUAAUCUAUGCCGCUUCAACAUCUUUUGGUCAGCGUAAUUUAAAAAAAAGAAUAGCUUAUUCUUCGGUAUCUCAUAUGGGUUUUAUAAUUCUAGGAAUUGGUUCUAUAAGUGAUACUGGUCUCAACGGGGCCAUUUUACAAAUAAUAUCUCAUGGAUUUAUUGGCGCUGCCCUUUUUUUCUUGGCAGGAACUAGUUAUGAUAGACUGCGUCUUCUUUAUCUUGACGAAAUGGGCGGAAUGGCUAUCCCCAUGCCAAAAAUAUUCACUAUUUUCACUAUCUUAUCAAUGGCUUCUCUUGCAUUGCCUGGCAUGAGCGGUUUUGUUGCAGAAUUGAUAGUUUUUUUUGGAAUAAUUACUAGUCAAAAAUAUCUUUUCAUGAUGAAAAUACUAAUUACUUUUGUAACAACAAUUGGAAUGAUAUUCACUCCUAUUUAUUUAUUAUCUAUCUUACGGCAGAUGUUCUAUGGAUACAAGUUUUUUAAUCCACCAAACUCUUCUUUUUUUGAUUCUGGGCCCAGAGAAUUAUUUAUUUCAAUUUCUCUCCUUAUACCCAUACUAGGUAUUGGUAUUUAUCCAGAUUUCAUUUUCUCAUUUUCGGUUGACAAGGUUGAAGCUAUUCUAUCUCAUUUUUGAUGGAUGAUUUUUGUCAAUCAAUCAAUAAAAAAGAUAAAAAAAUCUUUUUCCGUUACAUUCACUUAAAAAUAUGUUUGUUGUUUGUGAGAAUCCCUUGAAUCAUUACAUUACUUGAUUGAAAGGGUUCUCGACGAUUUAUGGAAAGCAUAUAAAUAUAUACUUUCCAUAUUUUUAUUUCUCAGGUUCUUUACUCAUUUUUAGUCAAUUAGAUGUAAAUGAACCAUAACUAUGUAGUCCUAUUCCUAAUAGAUUGAUCCCCAAAUAACAUAUCCAAAUUAUAAGAAAUCCUAAAGAAGCCACUAUUGAAGAAUUUACACCUUUUAAUCUUUUAUUUUUUAUAGUAUGUAAAUAAAUUGCGAAUAUGGUCCAAGUAAUAAAGGCCCAAGUUUCCUUUGGAUCCCAAUUCCAAUAGGAACCCCAUGCCUCGUUAUCCCAUACUGCUCCUGAAAGAAUAC
Messenger RNA from Vicia villosa (hairy vetch), 2363 nucleotides. Its product is annotated as NAD(P)H-quinone oxidoreductase chain 4, chloroplastic. NCBI's taxonomy places the organism in Eukaryota, Viridiplantae, Streptophyta, Magnoliopsida, Fabales, Fabaceae. Gene Ontology annotation, biological process: ATP synthesis coupled electron transport; photosynthetic electron transport in photosystem I; aerobic respiration. The record is from RefSeq and is a predicted model, not a curated record. The transcript is spliced from 4 exons. Bases 1 to 1908 code for a protein of 635 amino acids. Gene Ontology annotation, molecular function: 4 iron, 4 sulfur cluster binding; ubiquinone binding; NADH dehydrogenase (ubiquinone) activity. Gene Ontology annotation, cellular component: thylakoid membrane; photosystem I.